Messenger RNA from Chenopodium quinoa (quinoa), 2928 nucleotides. Its product is annotated as alpha-L-fucosidase 1-like. Gene Ontology annotation, molecular function: alpha-L-fucosidase activity. Lineage: Eukaryota; Viridiplantae; Streptophyta; Magnoliopsida; Caryophyllales; Amaranthaceae. Gene Ontology annotation, cellular component: lysosome. Gene Ontology annotation, biological process: glycoside catabolic process; fucose metabolic process. The record is from RefSeq and is a predicted model, not a curated record.
GGAUUAUACAUGGAAAACCCCUUUGAUGUGAAGGAUAAAAACUAUGGGACCGUUUAAGGGGUCCACCCUACCUUCUUUUAUUGAUAAAUUGAGAUAAAAAGAAUCCCAAUUCAAUUUACAAAGGAUUCACAACCCACCAACUACAACAAACAAUAAGAGAUUGAAAUUUGAGAGUGAAAAGAAUAGAAUUCACCCAAAAACAAGACUUCUGUUCAGAGACGAUUCUGACCAAGCUAGAGUUUAAACCGAUGAUCAAACCGUCCAAAAUAAAGCCCUUGAUAUCAGGAAUAAGCUGUAAAAUUUUGAGCACGAUCCAACUGUGGAAAUUUUGGCAACGACCAAUUAUGUAAAGGCUUCCCAGAAAAAUCCGUAAAUGGAAUUUCUUGUAAAGAACCCUCACUCUCUCUUUCUCUCCCUCUAUUUUGUGCGUGUGAAUGUUCUAAAAUUGCUGAGUAUUUUUCAGCAAGAAUAGCCUUAUAAAACUUCCCUUGAAAGCCACAAAACUCAUGCUAAAUAUGGACCCAAAAAUAAAGGUAGAUUGUGUGUUUGUUUUGUGAGGCUUCUCUAGUUCUCUUCCCCAUAAAUUUCAGUAUUUCACCAUCGAAGAUGAUUGUCAUGACUCAUGAGCUUCUUCAUUCAUUUAUCUCUUGUUGAAACUUCUGUAAAAUGGUUCUAACGGAAGAAACCAAUUUUGCUACAUAAUAGACAUAAGCUUUACAUAUAUACCCCCAAUUUGCCACACCAAAACACUCCUUGAUAAACACACUACUUGUCUGGCCAAAAGAAUCAAAAUUUUUUUGUAAAAAGUACCGCAAUAGUCAAACACAUAAAAACUCCAAAGUCUCCAUAGACUCUAUUGAUUUAAAUGGUCCAAUUCUCCCUCUCAUCAUUCUGGGUUUCCGCCAUGGAUAAAUCCAACAAAACUCUGUUCAAAUUCCAACCCAUUUCACCAUUAACACUCUUCUUCUUCAUUUUCUCUCUCCCCUCUUCUUUCUCUCUCCUCCACCUUCACCCUCCACCAUUACCUCUCCUCCCCAUCCCCACCUCCCAGCAACUCUCAUGGCAGCUCUCAGAAAUGGCAAUCUUCCUCCACUUUGGCACCAACACUUUCACCGACUCCGAAUGGGGUGACGGUAAAUCCGACCCAUCUAUCUUCUUCCCCUCCAAUUUCGACGCUAAACAGUGGGUCUCCGUCGCUAAAUCCGCCGGAUUUUCCCGGGUCAUUUUGACUGCGAAACACCAUGAUGGGUUCUGCCUUUGGCCGUCUGAUUACACUGAUUAUUCUGUGAAAUCGAGUGAUUGGCGACGUGGGAAUGGCGAUAUAGUGGAUGAUUUGGCUGUUGCAGCGAAAGAGAGUGGGAUUCAAUUGGGGUUGUAUCUCUCUCCUUGGGAUCGCCAUGAAAGUUGUUAUGGGAAUACUUUGGAGUAUAAUGAGUUUUAUUUGGCACAAAUGACUGAAUUGCUAACUAGAUAUGGGGAGAUCAAGGAGGUAUGGUUGGAUGGUGCCAAGGGAGAGGGGGGGAAGGAUAUGGAAUAUUUCUUUGACAUCUGGUUUGAUCUAGUUCAUCAACUGCAACCUAAAGCCGUAAUCUUUUCUGAUGCGGGACCUGAUGUUCGGUGGGUUGGAGAUGAAGCUGGUGUUGCUGGAUCAACUUGCUGGUCUUCUUUUAAUAGGAGCGCUGCGAAAAUUGGUGGCACUGAUCCCCAGUAUUCACGGGAAGGAGACCCAGGGGGGCAUGAUUGGGUACCUGCUGAAUGUGAUGUCUCCAUCAGACCUGGUUGGUUUUGGCAUGCAUCUGAAUCACCAAAAUCUGCACUGUCUCUACUUGACAUCUACUACAAAUCAGUAGGCAGAAAUUGUCUUUUACUGCUAAAUGUUCCCCCAAACUCCUCUGGGCUUAUAUCUGAUGAAGAUAUACAAGUACUCCAAGAAUUUGCUGAGCUUCGGAGCUCUAUUUUUUCCAAUAACUUGGCUAGGCAUGCCAUUGUGUUUGCCAGUAGUACACGAGGAGAUGCUGAUUCUCGCUUUGGUGCCUUCCAUGUUCUUGAAGAGAAUAUUUAUACAUAUUGGGCUCCAGAAAAGAAUCAAGCUCAUUGGAUAUUGUAUAUAGACUUGAAGGAUAUAAUCGCUUUCAAUGUUUUGCAACUUCAAGAACCAAUUCAACUAGGGCAAAGGAUCACAUAUUUUCAUGUUGAUAUUAUGAAAGAUAAGGGGCAAUGGAAGAGAAUUUUGGAUGGGACUACAAUUGGACACAAAAGACUUUUACAAUUUCCGAGAGUGGAAUCUCAGUACUUGAGGUUGGUGAUUGAGAAAGCUCGUGGAGACCCUCUUAUUUCCUUUGUUGGGGUUCAUAUAGAUCCUUAUAUAACCCUAACAAACUUAUCUGAUACUAGUCAUACAACCAAAAAGCUGCCAUCAAAUGGAAACAAUUUCUUGAGUAAGUUUAAAGAUACUCUCUAUUCUGUACCAUACAGAAAGAUGUCUCUCAGAUCUCAAAUUUAGGUAAGCCUUACUAUGGGAGCAUAUAAUACUGUGGGAAUCUGGUGGGAUGCAUUCCACCUCUUUUUCCUCUGCUUUAUUACAGUCCUUGAUAUAGUUUACCAUCAAUCUCGGAGUAUAAAGCUCAAUGAUAAAAAGAUCGAGAGUUUAAAUCAAGCUUUGCCUCAUUUAUUCUUCUGAGUGGCAAAAGAAAGCGUAAUCCCGAUGUGUUUAUCCUAAACAUCCAUAGUACAUAUGUUUUGUACCAUUUGUAUAUCAAUUAUUCAAUACUCUGUAUUGCCUGUGGAAAGCGGAAUACUCUCACUCAAGCGAUUAUUGUUGUAUGUUUGAAAUGAUUACAGAAAUGAACAGUUUGCUCGAUGUACACUGUUGAAAUUUGUGAUUCAGAGAUUUAUUUUUUUUAAUGCAAAUGCUGUAUUAUGUAACUA